Molecule: messenger RNA, 1581 nt
Organism: Botrytis byssoidea
Lineage: Eukaryota; Fungi; Ascomycota; Leotiomycetes; Helotiales; Sclerotiniaceae
Exons: 2
Coding region: 411-1082 (223 amino acids)
Biological process (GO): Golgi to plasma membrane protein transport; protein localization to organelle; intracellular protein transport
Cellular component (GO): Golgi apparatus
Molecular function (GO): GTPase activity; GTP binding
Source: RefSeq, a predicted model, not a curated record
CGCUGAACUUCGUUGCAAUACAUUUACUCUUGAGAAUACCAGUAGAAUGUCUUACAAUUAAUUUUCAUUGCUCAAUUUCAUCUACAAAGCCUCUCAUUCUCUUUUUUUCAUGAGUCCGAUGUUUAGUAUAACAAUAUUCUAGCUCAAACUUUAAUCCCUAGCCAGAUCUUUUUCCACACGCCGCACAAUCUUCUCAAAACGCCCUGCGUCCCUACUUGACAACACUUCUUCCACAAGCCCUUGGGCACUCUGUUUGCGAACUCAAGCUCUGCCUGCUUUAGAUUCCCAGAGUAUUCCAUAACUCUACCGAGUUCUCGACUGCUUUUCUGCCUAUAGACGCGCCGCGAAGCUUUAAGGAUUCCGAGAUUGUGGGGAUUGACAUCUACAGGUCCCGCAGUCGACAUUGAAGAAUGUAUCAUUUAGCAAAGGGGUUGUAUCGAUAUGCCACUAGUAAAGAAGAAUACUCCGUUCUCCUCCUCGGCCUUGACAACGCCGGCAAAACUACUCUCCACACCCAAAUCAAAUCACUAUAUUCCCCGCAUAACCCCGCUCCCGCCGAACCCUCACAGUUAAAAACAGUACCCACCGUCGGUCAAAAUGUCUCCACUAUCGACCUUCCAGAUAUGUAUCUGAAGAUUUGGGAUAUAGGAGGCCAACAUUCUCUUCGAAAAUUAUGGCAAUCUUACUAUACUAGUUGCCACGCCAUUGUCUUUAUAAUUGAUAGUACUGACAUUGGUUCUGGAGAUCUCGCUGAUUUGGACUCUGAUACCGGGGACAAAGAUGUAGGGAGAUUAGAGGAGUGUAAAUUGGUAUUGGAAGAUGUUUUGAAAAGUGUGGAGACGGAAGGAGUGCCAGUGCUCGUUUUAGCGAAUAAACAAGACAGGGAGGAUUGUGUGGAAGUUGUGAGGAUUAAAGAGGGUUUAGUGAAGAGGGUAUUUGAGGGGGAGGGAGGCGGUGCGAUUAGAGACAGUCGGGUUUUACCAAUUAGUGCGUUGGGCGGAACAGGGGUUAGGGAGGCGGUAGAGUGGGUGAGAAGUAGAGUUGUUUGGAAUAGGGAGGGGAGACCUCCUGUUAUGCGGUAGUCUGAAAGGGUGGAGGAGUGAGUAUUGGGAGAUCCAAGGUCAACAUGGGUUGAGACCUUCACACGAAAUCUGGGGGAGACGCAAGGAGAUAUGAGAGAAGAGCUAGUGAGCUUUGUGCUUCUUUUGCUUUACAUAAUCCUAUUCCUCAUCUGCAACUUCGAGAUCAUGAGCAUCCACACGUAUCAGACUUCCUUAGACAAGAGGUGGACAGAAAGGAUAGACAACUUCAGAGGUACUCUUGAAGAUGGCCAAGAUUUAAUGAAUCAAUUUCUUGCAACAUACUAGGCGAGGGGGCAGGAGGCGAAGGGGCGGCAAACGAAUUACUUUUUGAUGUUGAAUUAAGGAUGGCCAAGGAGUUUAGUGGGAGUUUACUUGUAGCUAAUGAACAGAUGAAGUAGAAGAUAGAAAGAGGGAGAAAGAAAGAGGUGCGUUCUAUUUUAAAACGCACCAAUGGCGAAAGGUUUUAGGAUAUUAUAAUUGAAUAUCAAUAUUGUCACCA